Molecule: messenger RNA, 1470 nt
Organism: Puccinia triticina
Lineage: Eukaryota; Fungi; Basidiomycota; Pucciniomycetes; Pucciniales; Pucciniaceae
Exons: 3
Coding region: 1-1470 (489 amino acids)
Source: RefSeq, a predicted model, not a curated record
AUGAGGAGCGGCAUUUCUAAUCUAGGCUUUCUGCUCUUCGUAACUACCUGCAUUGGCGUAAAUGAAUCCCCACAGCGUAUUACUAGGGAUGUUCUUUCUCCGUGGAUCGUGGACGGCAACACUGGCGAUACUCCACAAGUCAUGCAUAGCUCGAAUUGGCUCGCAUGCGGUUCCGCGGGUCACGAGCAAACCAAAGAAUUUCAUCUCUUCUCAAAAUCGGACUCUCGCCCUCCGCUAUCCUCCGGCAACUGGGAGGGAAUUCGUCUCCGGGACCCCCCAGGGGCUCACAGUCGAACGAAGCAUGGUAUGCCUCUUGAACCUCACAUUCAAACGCCAUCGACCAAAAGGAGGAAAGAAGACGAGAUUCGCAUGGAAUCAUACGUGGACCCCGGAUCCCCAAACGCACCGCAAACAAUUGAUCUUUUCAAGUUAGAAAUGCUUCAGUCGCCAGACCCCUCGACCAACCUCGAUAAGAUUCCGAUACCGGUAGUGUUUGGUGCGAAACUUGUUCAUAGUCCAACCCCGGAUAAGCCAGCAGCCAACCGCCAUGAGCCCAUGAUCCAGGCAGAUCUUGCGCCUCAUGGAGAGACGCAACCUCCUUCGACUCCUGUCCAUGAAGAAAAUGCUCGAAAUUCUUUUCAUCAAAUGCCAGGAAACCCAGCCAGCAUUGAAGGCAACUUGGAGGAGCCGCUACAACAAUCGGAGUCUGCUCGUGGUACCACUCUUUCUCCUAAUCCGACGCCAGACAAAACAGCCAGGCUUGAUGAGCAAGCGAUGCAGGCUGUCUCUUCGCACAGGGCGGAAAGAUCUGGGUCGAGUUCCGUGCAGAUCGAAGGUCAGGCAAAAAACCUUCCACUCGAUCCUAGUACUCUUCCUAUAAAAAAGAGGAAACUUCGUGUGCUCGAAACGAUUGCAACAGAUGACACUGUUGAGGGAUCUUCGUUGCACUCCGAUCCCAAAAACGUCGACGAUUCUCUUCCAACCCCGAUAAUCCAAAACAGAGCGAGUUCCCGUCAAAAAAAGAUGAGAAAAGCUACCAAGGAUCCUCACCGCACCGAGGCUCUCGAAAGUCAACCUUCAAGUAGUCGUGAUGGUCAGUUUACUAGAGUCAAAUUUACUUAUGAGGUUCUUCAGGAAGAGAACCCGUUGCCCGAAGAUGGAAAAUUUAUUAGACAACUGAAAAAACUAUGUCCAGAUGAGAAGAAGGAAAUUGUCAUUUAUGAAAGCAGCCACAAAAAGGCUUUCAAGAGGUUCCAAAAGUGUGCCAACAUCAUGAAAGGUUCCAAGAAGGCUGUUCUCGCGGCCAGAUACAAAAAUACGAGACCAAGGAGAAAGUACAUCACAGUGUUUCAAAAGAUGCUAUGGAAAAAUCGGGGAAUAUGGACCGACUUUUGGGCUAAAAAAACUAACAUCAAACUCAAAAAGCGCAAUACUUCCCAACAUUCGGAGAAAAGAAAUGUUGCUGGAUGA